AAUCACAGACACACGCACGUACUUACACACGCACAUGCAAGCGUUCUGCCAAAUUUAUGGCUAUUCGUGUUGCUAGAAGUCUGACUUCUUGACCUUUUCCAUUGUUGAAUCUUCACAAAGGCAAAACCGCAAAAACUUGCCAUACAGGUUUGUCAAAAUCCUGCGCCGCGAUACAAAGCAGACGUCCCCUGAUACGUGUGUUUAAGUUUUAAAGGUGGACAGUAGGAAGAAUGGCAUCUAAAACCCAGGUGACACUUCCCAAGGCCAGCGGAGAGGCCUUUAACCAAAAGGAAUUCCCUUUCACGAACCUGGUCAUGGAAGGGGGAGGGGCGAAGGGAAUCGCCUAUGUGGGGGCAAUGAAGAUUCUAGAGGAAGCCGGCAUCAUGAAGAACAUCAAACGGUUCGCCGGCACCAGCGCAGGCGCAAUAACGGCCGCCAUGGUAGCUGUGGGGAUGACGUCAGAGGAGAUUCUGAAGGAGAUGAGUGAGGUGGACAUGAUGAAGGUCGUGAUCGACGGUGGCGGUCCCCUGCCUGGCGUGUUUAAAAAGGUAGGGAUGGCGUUCAACGUGGUGUGUUCGUCCGGCGCUAACCCGGGAAACAGGUUCCUGGACUGGAUGGGAGGCAUCCUGGAGAAAUACCUGGCAAAACACAAGCACAAGGACCUGGGGAAGGACGUCACAUUUUCACAGCUUUACCAAGCCUUCGGCCAUGAGCUGUGUAUCGUGGCCUAUAACGUGGAGUACGCGCAGGAAACUUACUUCCACGUCAAAACCACGCCUCUGAUGAAAGUACGGGACGCCGUGCGCAUGUCCAUGUCUAUUCCAGUUGUGUUCCAGCCGUAUGAGCUCCUGGGGUUCAAGUACAUGGACGGUGGACUGGUGGCUAACUAUCCCGUCUACUGUUAUGAUGGCUGGUGGUUGUCCAUGGAGAAGGGUGACACGUUUCAGGACAGGAUGGGAGACAAGUCGGACGCCGAGGUCAAGAAGAUGCUGAGCCCGGAAAACAAGAAGGAACGUUUCGGUGGUCCCGAUCACGAGCGCAUGGAGACACUGGGGAUGCUUCUGUUCUCGGAGGAGCUGGACCGGGAGCAGUACGAGUAUGUCUUCCAGGACCGGCUGAAGAAACUGGCAGAAGAAGACCAGGCCUUCAAGAAACGUCGUCCAGAUACUGAGGCGGCAAGGGCCUACUUGAAGGCGCAGGCGGAGCGUGACAAGUUUAACCACGAUGCUGUAGCCGGGUUCGAGGAGUCCCUGAUGCUGUUACAGAAGGUCAACGAUGUGUGGAAGGGGUCAAACGAGGACAACCUGAGGGACAACUUCAUGAAGGCCUUCCAGCCCGGUACGUUCAAAGCAACUCUCAGCGGCUUUGACAACGAGAAAGCUUUUGACGCCCUCUUCCCAAAGUUCGAAGGGCAGCACCGGACGAACCAAGUUGUGGAGAGCAUCAUGACAAACUUCGCAGUUCUGCAGACCUUCAAGCACAAAGUGAUCGGCGAGAGGCAAAUCCAGACGCCUCUGCAGCUGUACGGCUCUCUCCUCGACUUCUUCGGCAAGAACUAUUCCCCAAGUAAGAAAGACGUGGCGCGAACCGUCGGUAUUGAUGUUGACUACGUGGGAACCAUGGACUUUGACAUGGCACCCGAGGAUAUGAACUUCCUCAUGGAGCAAGGUGCCUCGGCCACCAUUGCUUUCCUAAAAGGCUACACUGACGACCAGUGAAGAGCUCAUAAAGAACGACUAUGCUUAAAAAUUGAUUGGAACAUCACCCAUACAAGCUUUAACAAGUUCUUAAGUUCAAGUUUUUUUUUUACAACAAGGACUUUGGGGGUAGGAUAUUGGGAACUACUUUUGCAAUUUAGAGAAUCUUGUAUGCUGCAAAUAGUACUGUAAAAUGGACAUUUUAUUAACAAACGCAUACUAGAUAAAUAAAUAAGGUAAUUUUAGAACUUAAUUGUAGAAACGCUUUUCGUUAGAUUUAAUCUUAUCAAUACAUCCUAAGCCCUAAUCCACUUUUAUCCAGCUGUCUAAUUCGGUAACGGACUUUCCUCAUGUGUAUUUUACAAUAACGAGUCGUAAAAUAAUCGUGCUAAUAAUGUAUUCGCAUCUGCAUCAUACGGUUGUAAUCGAAUUGGAAGCAGUAGCCUUUUAGAACGCACAGGGAACGCCACUAGAUUAUUACUUCUUUUAGUUAAUCAAUUAAUAAUGUGCGAAGGCAACCUUAUUUU
Molecule: messenger RNA, 2224 nt
Organism: Branchiostoma floridae (Florida lancelet)
Lineage: Eukaryota; Metazoa; Chordata; Leptocardii; Amphioxiformes; Branchiostomatidae
Exons: 13
Coding region: 231-1718 (495 amino acids)
Biological process (GO): lipid metabolic process
Source: RefSeq, a predicted model, not a curated record